Molecule: messenger RNA, 7361 nt
Organism: Lates calcarifer (barramundi perch)
Lineage: Eukaryota; Metazoa; Chordata; Actinopteri; Centropomidae
Exons: 2
Coding region: 2328-5339 (1003 amino acids)
Biological process (GO): regulation of transcription by RNA polymerase II
Cellular component (GO): nucleus
Source: RefSeq, a predicted model, not a curated record
GAGCUCUGCAUUGGGUGCUGUUCUUAGCUCACUCUGCCCAGCACACCGUUCCUUAAUCUACCAGAUCCUCAAGCUGGCACGCCAGGAAAAAUUGCUGUCUUUGCUUAAUCGCAGACCUGCAGGUCAAACUGAAUCUUACUGCUGUCACUGUGGUGUAAACCCACAGGAUAAUGUUACUCCUCAUGCAGUCGCACUUAGUGAAUGUAAAGCCCACAACAACAGCCAAUACCACCCUUUAAUGGAUUGUGAUCAUCAAGGUCAUGGCAGCACAAUAUACCAUCCAGGAGACUCCAAGUCAAAUUGUAGCAUCCAUCUCUACCCUUUAAAAGACUGUAAAAGUGAAGGUUCUCUGGGCUCAAGCUACUGCUGUGUGCAGAGGUGCAGGAUGGAAACCUACACUGUUCUGUGCCCCAAGAGGCUGCACUGCAUUUCCUGCCAAAGCCUGGCUGUAGGUCAUAUGAACAAUAUAGUGUGUUCAUUUACAUCCUCUCCUCCAUUAUCCAAAUCCCCUUCACUGUGCUCUCCCUCUAGUUUAUGCCCUUCCUCAUCGAUCUGCUGUAACCAACACAACCCCCACUCUUGUCCCUGUUAUUCAAACCAUGCCUGUCUCAUGCAGGUCAGGAACACAAUAGAGAGAGAGGUUGUAGAUGGGGAUCCUCCUUGUCCUGUCUUAAAGAGAGAGCAGAGCCCCUCACCUCCCCCUCUUUCCCCGAUCCCCUCAGACAUCGGUAAGAAAAGUGAUGAAAAACCACCCUCCCUCCGUCAUCAUAGACAAGAGGAGGAAACUGACCUAAUGGUUGAAAAUGGUCUAGUGAAUGCAAGCCACCACGAAGCAGACAUAGAUACAGCUACAGAAGAGGAGCUACAGUGUAAAAGCGGUCCAGCUGAGCAGAACCCAAGCGGGACUUUACUGCAAGACGUCGUGAAUCGCUUCAGUGAGAGACUAGAGACAAUCAAACCUCUAGAGAAGGAACCACCGCUGGUUUCAACAACAGUUAAUGUUUCUGAAAAGGAGCAGCUGCAGUCUCCCUCAACCAGUCAGAACCUGCAGUCUCCUCCUGAUGCCCAGCUGACUGAAAUCAUCACCAAAGUGCUUCACAAAGGCAACGGUAGUGACUACAAUCUCAGUGAGCUGUUCAAUCGCCAUGAUAGCAAAGAGCCCAAGUCACCUAACACUCGCUCCCGACGUCGCCAGGAAGUCCUUGCUGCCAUAGCAACACCUGCUGAUGACUCUUCAACCAGAAGGCAUACCUUACAAAUUAAACGGGAGCUUGCCAUGCUUGACCAAUCCUGCAAUAGGAGAAAGGUGCCACCAGCCAAGAAGGCAAAGUUGAACGAUGGGAAUGUUACUAUAACUACAUCAUGCACUUCAUCAGACUCAAACCAAGUUAAAGGGGAGUCAAAAAGAGAAAUUGAGGUAGGUGUAGAACCUGUAGAGGAUCAUAGAGUUGGGGAGGGACCACUGAACAUGCCCUCUGCAGAAAGUGACAGGGAUGAAGUAAAAGAUGAGAUACAGACAGUUAUAGUAACAGAAGAUGUUCAGAUCCUUAAAGCAGAGGAGAAAGAAAGGGAAAUAUCCCUUAGUGAGGAACAAUAUCUUACUCUCUCAGGCACUCAAAUACCCAACCCUGAAAUGCAGAGCAUGUAUGGCAAACAAGACUCAAAAGAUCCCAGUGUACAAACGGAAACACAGGCAAUGACAGCGGCUAUAACCUCAGCAAAACAGUGUGGCAGGCCCCUUAGGGAAGGUGGGAAGGUUAGCAGUGCUGGAAGUGAUAAGAGCCACAAAGAACCUCAAUCAGGUCAAAGCUCUGACAGUGACAAUAGACCCAGUAAAGGUAAAGGUGGCCGUAGUCCUAUUCGAGAGAGGCAGAAUUCUCAAUUGACCCGCUCAGAAAAGGCAAGGAGAUCGAGGAGAAGCAUAGUCCCUCCACACCGGUUCUCCUCCUAUGUCACAGAACCCAGGAAGAUGUUCUUUGUUGCGUGUUUCUCUGAAAGCAUCUUUAACCAGAGAGCCCGUAAGGACAAGGUUUUGACAUCUGGCACCUUGAAUAAAGAUCCAGAAGAUAAGGACAGCCAACUUGAAUCAAGAAACAAAGCUCCUCUGUCCUCACCUGAGCACACAGGGGAGCUUGCCUUUGGAUUGGCACAGAGAGAACAAUGUGGACCAUCUCACACAGAGUCAAACACUGUGGCUGCCAAAGAAAAGAGCCCUACAAAACAAAGCUCAGACAUCAGGACAGAUGACAGCGACUCUGCUGCCAAUCCUGUAAGAAGGCUACGAUCAUCUCCAAAAAGACUACAGGUCUCAAAGACAGGCUUCAAGAAUGCCCAAAAAUUCUUCAAAUAGCAAUUUCACAAUGGACUCUGCUCCUUGUGUUGAGAAAACUCCCAACUCUCAAGUCCAGUACACUAGUCCAAUUAAGCUCAUGUUUGUAUCACCAGUAAAGGAUAAGGAAGGAGUCAGAUAUAGUCUCAAAUCAGCAGGCUCUGGUUCUAGCACACAAGCAGAGGAACCCUUUGACCCAUGUGAAGUGUCAUCAUGGUCAGGGACACCUGAGAAACACAAAAACCAGAACACCAGGUCUCCUACUACAAAAGUAAAAUCUAUUUUGUCACCACUAAAGUCUCCUACCUCACCCACAAGAUCUGCUUGUUCACCGACCAAGUCAGCGUCCCCGCCAGCCAAGUCAGCUUCCUCAUCACCCAAGUCAGCUUCCUCAACACCCAGGUCUGCCUCCUCAACACCCAAGUCGGUUUCUUCACCAAGCAAGUCUGUGUCCUCACCACCCAAGUCUGCAUCUUCACCCUGCAAGUCCACAUCUUCGCAAAGAAAAUCUGUGUCUUCACCACCCAAGUCUGCAUCUUCACCACGCAAGUUAGCUUCUUCACCAAGCAAAUCUGUGUCUUCACCACCCAAGUCUGCAUCUUCAACACACAAGUCAGCUUCUUUGCCAAACAAAUCUGUGUCCUCACCGCACAAGUCACCUUCUUCACCAAGCAAGUCUGUCUCCUCACCACCCAAGUCUGCAUCUUCACCACACAAAUCAGCUUCUUCACCAAGCAAGUCUACACCUUCAUCAUCCAAGUCUGCCUCUUCACCCAAGUCAGCUUCCUCGUCACCUAAAAUAGGUUCCAGAAGAUCAGGCGAAGGUACUCCAACUAAACGUGUGGCUGGAGCUGAGAGCCAGAGAUCACCAUGUGACAUACUAUCUUUUCAUGAAUCCACUCCUCCAAAAAGGCGUCCGGGCCGGCCAAAGAAGCUGGGACCACAGCUGGAGCAAAAAGUGAAGAGGCCAAUUGGUCGGCCACGCAAGCCAAAGGCCAUGGAUACAGUAAGUGAAGCAAAAACGUUAAGUGGAAAAUCUGUUUUAGCAUCUGAUGCUGAGGAGAAUGUCAACAAGAACCUCAAAAUAACAGUCGUAUAUGGCCGUUCAAGGAGAAACAAGCGAAUGGUGUCAGAGGGCUUUGACCAGCUACAAACAGAAUUCCAUGAUGCUUGGCAAGCUGUGGGCCUUAAAAGUGACUUGGGCAUUUUAAUGCACAACUCUAAGACCAGCUCAGGUAGUAUCGAAACCACCUCAACAGAAUUAUCAGACGAGUUCAGUUUUGUCAGCCCUGUGAAAGAGUCUGCCCCUCAGUCUAGCAGUAACAUUAAAUGUCAGAAGCGGGAUGACUCUGUGCCCUCAAGGAAACCAGGUAGACCUGCAAAAGUUAAAAUCUCUGGAAUCUCAGUCACAGUAACCACAGUGUCACCUCGACAACGCAAAAUUCAGAUAAAUAAGGAUACUCGGAAGUCUCCUGAAACACUAAUUCAUAAGCAAGUACUUCUGCCAGAAUUCAAAUCUGCCAAAGAGCCCUGGACAAUCAGCCAUCAGUCAACAAAAAAAAGCAGUCAAACUGAGAAAGGGAUAGAAACAAAGGACGAAAGUAAAGACAAACUGACAAAUCAGGCUGUAGCAGUGCGUCAGUCAAUGAGAGUGAGAAAGCCCUCAAUCCACUUUCUGCACGCUGUUGCCACCUCCACCUCUCGAUCAUACAGCCACAGUAGUGCUCUGCUAAAGCGCUCUAAACAACUUCUGCUUAACAAGGCCAACAAUGAAAGGAAAAAGGAGGAGCAAAAGAGCUGUGUUGAAACUUCAGCUGGGAAAAGACAGCUCUUUGGACAAGACAAGAGGAAGAACAUUUCUCAGGACCUGAGCAGAGUGGCAGGGGUAUCUGUAGAUUCAAUCUUUACCCCAAAAGAGACACUAAGGUGGUGGCCAGCAUCUGCUGAGAAAAAGACAAUGAACCAGGAGCUUGCCAGGCGAAUUCGACUUAUCUCUGACACCUGGGUCUCAGACACUGUGGAGAAUCAAGAGAAAGAAAUUGCCCUCAAUUCUAAAUUAGGCACAAAAGGCAACAAUUCAUUAACAAGGAAGUCGAAACAUUCCUCUGUGGUUCGAACACUGUUUGAUUGUCCUCCUAACAAACCAAGGUCCUGUAGCAUGCAGCAGCUCUGCUCCUGGUUUAUGCAGACCACUGAGACACAGUCACUAGCUAUUGUCAAGAAGGCAAGCUCCCGCAAUCCUUACGAACUUAUGCACUUCCCUCGUUCUGCCAAUAAGAAAAGUGUUUGCAACAGUCCUCAGGCAGAGCGACUCCGUAAACACAUCAAGAAGUUUGCCAAAACUGUGCCAAAAAGUCCUUUGCAACAUCAGCAGGCUCAAAGAAGGUUGAGGAAGAAGAAAAAGGCACAUAAUAUUAGGCGACGACUUUUCACUCCCAGGUUUGCAACAGGCAGGCUUGAUCAAGGAGUCCAAUCAUGGAGAAGCAGAGCAUUUAGAAAAUACCAGGCCACCGUAUUUAGAGCCAGGACAAGGUUCCUAACCCGGAAAGAAAGGGUUAGGUGGCAAAAGAGGCAGCGGAAUAAGAAAAACACAAACAUGGCUACAAGUUGUUCAAAUGGACAUACAGUAACUGGACUACAACCAAAACGAAAAGCAUUAGACAGAUCAGCAAAGGAUCAGUUAUCUGAAGGUUUGGAGAACAUUUCUGCCACCACUUCUGUUGACCAAACUCAGGAGCCUGUGGACGUACCCAAAGAGCAGAACCUCUGCUCAAAAGCCUGGAGUGAUGAGACACUGAAGGAAUGCCGGGUAUUUCUGAGGAAGAUCAACUCUCCAAACAAUGAAUCAACUGAGGAAGAAGACUCCUGUACUGUGACACUGGAUGAUGGGUCACCCUCUGCAUACCUAUUUGCAGGAAGGGAGAGAGAACUGGUAGGAGUUGUUAAAGCUGUGAAAACUGAAAGAAAAAGGAGGACUGCCUCCAAGAGAGCUGGCAGGUUCUGCACCUAAAUCAGUCCAGGAGCAGGAUGAGAUGCCAGUGCUGAGACAGAAAUGCAAAUACAAAAGUCCUGGGGUUGUGUCUACUGAACCAACGCAACCACCACCACCAGCGAAAAUGUUGAGACAAUCGCGAAUGAGGGGCCUAACCGGGCCGAGAUGGUGCGACUUUGUGUUUGGAAACUAAAUGAAGCAUAAGGCCUCCUUAUCCCUGGGAAAGGGACUGUGGUUUAACGUGGUGCCUUUGGACAUUGAGCUGACCACGUGGACUGACCAUCCCGCUAUGGUUCAGUCUUACACUCAGCAAUUAUGUAGCAGUCUAACUUAACAAAAGCUUGAUGUUGCACUAUUUUUAUCCAUGGAUAUGUAUGUACAGAAUGUCUGAUUUUUUUUUUUUUUGUCAACUUGCCUUUGUCUUUCUGAACAUGUUUAGUAGAUCAAAUCAUCACAGUUUUAAUGGGAUAAGUGCUUACACAGCUAGCACUGUAGAGUGGCUGUAUCGAAAGGAAAGACAGAGUUUGACUGCAUUAAGACAGCGUCAAACCCUCCCCCAUCCAAAAAACAUACCUCAUUAUCAAGGCCACCACCUCCAGAUAAUCUGAAACCAGUAAUAAUUUUUAAUAACUUAAGUAAUUGUUAUUGUAUGGCUCUAAAAUCUCCUUCCAAAUUUAGCUUUUAUUUAUCAUCAUCCUUACUUGGCACUGUUCAAAUUUCAAGUUUUGGGUUUUAAAAAUGUAUAUUUAAAUUUAAUGACAUUCUCUCAAGCCGAGCCUUGUUUGCUAGUCACUGUUGUAUUGCAAGCCAGUAGCCAAAAACAUGCUUUGAAUGAAGGAAUCCCCCCCACCCCAGCUGUCACACGUGUAUGGGCCCUCUAAAAUCCUUUAUUGAAAUUAUUUUAGGUCAUUAUUUCUUUAUAAAUUUCAGUAUUUGUCUCAGCACCAAACCACAAUUAGCACAAUUACACAUGUUCUACACACUCGGCCCCAACAAGCCACAAAAUCCAGAGGUAUAUGUGAAGUGAAGAAAAGUGGCAUUAUGCAGUUGUAGAAAGUAGAUUCUGAUUCAUGUGUUAGUUCGUGGGAUCUGACUUGUUUUUAAAUCAUCUGUCUUUAUGUGAUUGUCUUCUUGUUUUCACCCAAAGCAUAUACUGUACGUCGGCGUCAGAUCUACUUCUUGCACUAUUCCAUUUGAGAUUAUUAAUCCCACUACGCAGAUUCCUCCCCCCAGAUUUUGCACAUCCCAUGUCCCACUACCAACCCCUACUGUAAAACUUAUAGAAUCUAUGUGGUGCAAUACAAACCCAGAUGAUUUAUCAGUAUGUAGUAAUUAUUUUAUUGCUGACAGACGAAUGGAUGUACACAAGUACCAAUGGCCUGGGAUGUUACUUCAGUUGUUUCCAUAGCCAUGUAAUGUGAUCUUUAAAGGAUGUUGCUAUACAAACUUUUUUUUAAACCCACCUGCUUUGUUCUCCUUGACAGAUCCUUAAUUAUUAAAAUAGCAUUAAAUUGUUUUUAUCAGAAACAUGAUAGCAUUAUUUACUGUUGCAGGUGGGAGAUGUGUUGCUGUUAAGGUUUCCUUAGUUCCUGUUGUGUUUUUAUUUUUGUUUUCCUCCUCCCUCAAGUUGCAGCAAGACGCCUACCUCCACUGGGGCUCAGCUAAACCUACUGCUCUUUUGCUUAUCAACCGUGUGAUAGACAUGGCCAGAGAGUUGAUCGUUAAACACUAAUCUUGGAUCAGUAUCAUGUUAGAUCCAAGAUGUCUGGCUGUAGGUCAAAACUUAAACCUGUAGUGUGUGUAUUGUGUGCCUGACUACCCCCCUUGUAUGUAUGUAUGUAUGUCACUAUGGUUGCCAUUUCAACAGGAAGGGAGAUGGGAUGGCCCAGUCAUGUGUUAAAUAACCCUUGGCCCUCUGUUGAAGAACCUGGUGCUAAACAUCUGUUGUAUAUUUUCUUUAUCAUGUGUUUUUAUACUGUCCAUUACAGAUGCAACAAACAGGUGUCUGUAAUUGGAACAAUAAAGAGUCUUUUGAAAUAA